Mugil cephalus (flathead mullet) is the source of this 3007-nucleotide messenger RNA. It is a transcript of the gene pnisr, whose product is annotated as PNN-interacting serine/arginine-rich protein. Bases 143 to 2635 code for a protein of 830 amino acids. The record is from RefSeq and is a predicted model, not a curated record. Gene Ontology annotation, molecular function: RNA binding. Lineage: Eukaryota; Metazoa; Chordata; Actinopteri; Mugiliformes; Mugilidae. Gene Ontology annotation, cellular component: presynaptic active zone; nuclear speck. The transcript is spliced from 12 exons.
UUGAUAUUACCCGACAGACUAUGAACGCAGCAGUGCCUCGACCCGCCCCCCCACUGCCGUUCGCUAUAGCAGCCAUUUUGAUUUGGAACCGCAACGCCGGAGGAAAAACUGUCUGGAAAAGGUGUGAAUCGAUAGAGGAGUAAUGUGGGACCAGGGAGGCCAGCCCUGGCCGCAGUGGCCUCUGAGCCAGCAGCAGUGGAUGCAGUCUUUCCAGCACCAACAAGAUCCAGGUCAAGUGGACUGGGCUGCCCUGGCACAGGCAUGGAUAGCCCAAAAGGAGUCAACCGGACCAGAGCCGCCAAACGUCCAGCCCAAUGGUCAGGACCUCCCGGGUCUCGAACCGGUUGCACAGAGUAACCACGGCGCCUUCCAGGGUGACCCAGGGUUUGGCAGAAUGUGGCAGCCAGAAUGGGGAAUGCAUGGUCAGCCUCCUCCUCCACCCCCACCCCCUGACCAGGCUUGGAUUCCUCCAGGGUCAGGACCAAUGGACGUGGUAAACCCCAGCGAGGACAGCAACAGCCAGGACAGCGUUGAGUUCAACUCCGAGACCCACCACGGGGUUUACCCCCAGAACAGCCAUGGGUAUGGGGCACAGCCCGACAGCUACGCCAUGGCCCCCAUGGCCAUGAACCAGUUUGAUUAUCAGCAUGGAGCUGCUUCGUCCUUCGCCCCUACACCCACGGGUUUCCACCCCCCAUACUGGCAGGGUCCUCCUCAGAACAGACGGGACACCAGGCCACCAGGUUUCAGAGAACGGCCCAGAUCGCCCAUCCAGCUCCCUGUCAAACCAGAGGUCCCAGCACCACUAGAUGCCGUAAAAAGACGAACGCUACCUGCAUGGAUCAGAGAGGGUCUUGAAAAGAUGGACCGGGAGAAGCAGAAGAAGCUCGAGCGGGAGCGGAUGGAGAAGGAGCGUGCAGAAAUGGCAAAAGAUGAUGACAAAGCACAAGAGCCUGGCGAGGAAAGCGAUGGGCCACGUGUGCCCCGCAAGAGCAAAUUUGACAGUGAUGAUGAAGGGGUAGAUGAUAACGACGAUGAAGAAAAGAUUCCGGUGAAGAAAGAAUUCAUUGCUCGAAGCCCAUCACCUCCUGCAGAAGACAGUGAACCUGAAAUGACCGAGGAGGAAAAGGAGUUCCAGCUGAUGGUCAUAACUAAAACACUUCUGACUGAGAUCCUUCUUGAAGUCACUAACGAAGAGAUCCUGCAUGUGGCCAGAGAGACUCACAGGAAAGCCACUCGAGCUCCUGCAAAACAGCUGGCACAGUCAAGUGCACUGGCUUCUCUGACCGGUCUCAGCGGGCUUGGAGACUAUGGUUCAGAUGAGAGCGAGGAUGAUGAUGAUGGCCGCAGCGUCCGAGGAUCGGAGUCCUCCGACACAGACGAGGAAGAGUUACGCCACCGCAUCCGGGAGAAGCAGGACGCCUUCCGCCGCAAAGAGCGAGAGAUGCAGCAGCUGCAAGAAAAACAAGCACAAGAGGCUCUGCUAGCACGCGAAGAGAUGGUGAAGGAGAGAGUGAGCAGAGAAAGGGGCGAAUACGAUGAGAGUCAGUUAGAAAAUCUGCACAAACAAGAAGUCAAAGAGAGGGAGGCGGAAACCUUGGCAGAGAGGCGUAGGUCCCGUAGUGAGAGGGAAGGUAGCGAGGGCAAGCAUUCAGGCAGGGUGAAGGAGCGUUCAGGGAGAAGUGGCAGCGACUCCCCGGCCAACGGUCACAGCAGCAGCUCCCGCUCCACCUCCAGCCACAGCAGCAGCCGUUCUUCCUCCUCGUCCUCUUCUUCCUCCGCGUCUUCUCGUAGCUCCUCUCGGUCCUCUUCCCCUCGGAGGAAGAGGAAGCGUAGCCGCUCGACGUCCCACAAAGCUCGACGGCGCAGCCGCAGUCACAGCUCGCACAGGCACCGCAGCGACAAGGUCAGGGACAGGAGGAGGAGCAGCGUAGAGCGGUCGGGACGCCACAAGAAAGACCGCAGUGAUUCCAGGGAGCACAGGAGUCGCAGGAGUAGGUCCAGAUCCAGAGAUAGAGACAGAGACAGGGGCAGGGCCCGGGGUAGAGACAGUCCCAGUCGCAGCAGAGACAGAGAGAGGGAGAAAGACAGGGAUAAGGAGAGGAAAAGGAGUAGGGAGCGUAGGGACAGUAGCCACAGUCGUAGCAGCAAACACAAGCAAAAGACCUCUAGUAAAGACCGGGAGAGGAAAAGGGAAAGGAGUCAUAGCCACGAGAAAGACAAGAAAAGGAAGGAUAAAGACAAGGAUAGGGAGAAAGAGGCAGACAGGAAGAAAGAGAAGUCGAAGGCUAAGGAGAAGGAUAAGGGAAGCUCCACGGUAACGGAGGAGAACGGCAAAUCCAAGAAAAGGAAAGAGAGUGACUCAUGCACAGACUCCCAGAACGAGAAGCGCUCUCGACAAGAUAGCAAAUCCAGCAAGAAAGGCUCCGGCAAAGCUAGCAGGAGACACUCGGACUCUGACUCUAGUAGAUCCCCUUCCCCCGAAGUUAGUAAGGAAAAGAAAUCUAAGAAAUCCAAACGUAGUCGCUCAAGGUCGACGGAAAAAUCUCACAAGUCUGGUAAGAAGGCAAGCCGCAAACACAAGUCUAAGUCGCGAUCAAGGUCAACGUCCCCCUCCCGUCGUAGCAGACGCUGAGGAGCACAGUUAACACCCCGAUCUGUGCACGUUACCAUUUUAAAUUCCAUGAGUUGAACAGGCUUGUCUCAUUAUAGAGGCAGUUGUGUAGGUGAAACCCCUCCUCCUCCUCUUCCUCCUCCUCCUCCUCUUCCUCCUCCUUCCCCCUCACCCCCCCUCACUCCCCCUUGCAUUGCUUUCAUUGUAAAUAUGUUACUUUUAAAGUGUGACUGAAGAACAAGGCAUUUUGAAUGGUAGGAAUUUUCACUGGUAUUAUACAAAGUUUAAUAAGACGCUAAAACACUCAAGAUGUGUCAUUUUAAAACAUAACAGGAUUAACUUUUUUUCCCCCAAAAACAUUGUAAGAUGUCCAAUAAAACAGUUUGUUCCGUG